This is a messenger RNA of Portunus trituberculatus (swimming crab), 2492 nucleotides long. Its product is annotated as basic helix-loop-helix neural transcription factor TAP-like. The transcript has a single exon. The record is from RefSeq and is a predicted model, not a curated record. Gene Ontology annotation, molecular function: protein dimerization activity. Bases 614 to 1420 code for a protein of 268 amino acids. Lineage: Eukaryota; Metazoa; Arthropoda; Malacostraca; Decapoda; Portunidae.
CUGGAGCAGCGCGGUGAGGCUGGUGGACAGUACAGCACUCACGGUGGCCGCCAGCCAUCCACCUUCGUUAUUUGGCGACUAGCGCUCGUCCACCACGGGCCUCAGGUGCUGCGCACACCCGCGGGGAAACUAACCACGCAGCCAACAGGACGCCGAGAGAAAGAAAGAGAGAGAGUGGCCGUAAAGCAGCGUGGCUCUCGCCUUGUGGAAAACAGUGCCGGCAGGAGAUAGAAAGUUUCUUGGUGCAGUGAACUGGCGCCAGUGUCACCGUGGAGCUUCAGCCACGCACCUCUUGUGUAACAUCCAGGAAGUGGCCUUGUGUCUGCCUGACCCUGACCUUGGCGGGUCGUGCUAACACGCUGGGAGAAAGGAACAUUGACCCCCUGCCAGUGACUGGGCAACAUGUGGCCAUAGCGCUCCUCGAGGACAACACAGACUGGCUGGGACAGCCAGCCACUCAACACCUUCUCCCCCGUUCGUCAGUGCGCGUCAUUCUGUGUUGCUGCACCACUAUGGGGACAGACUUACUUGAAACGACUUGACACUCCCCACUACAAUUCUGAUAGUUUGUGAUUGAGAAAAUUGUGAGGUAAAGACUGAAAGACUAUUCGUGAUGUCAGUUCACGCUGGGGAAUACUGGUUAGAUCGAGGCUUGUGUCCGCAAUAUUACACACUCGGAGAAUUCAACUACCAAACUGGAAGUGAUCCCGGCCUGUCGCCUAAGCUGGAGAGGGCGGCUGAGCCUUAUCCAGUAGAGACACAACACCCGUCACACGAUCUUCUGCACGGCUGUGUGGACGGUGGAGGCAGUGAUGGCUACCACAGCUCCACUCCCGAUGACCUGGCCUCGGAGUGCUCUCCUGGUUCUGAAGCUCCAGGUCAAGGACUCAACAAGGAACACAAGACAGACUUGGUGAAUGAGGCUUACCCCAACCUGGAGUAUUACCAAGCAGCUUACCCCGCCACUACCGACCUCAGCAGCCUCAACCCCCCCUACACCUACAACAAUUGCAUCUCUGCACCACCGCCCAACUGGGCCUCCCUUCAGGUGACGGCCGUCGAGACAGACCCUAAUCAUCCGGUGGAACACUUUAUUCCUCCAGAAACUUCACCAUCUCUGGUGACUCACUACAAACCGCUUAGGAUCCGUCGUCGUCCCCCUAAAGUCGUCGGGAACGAAACCUUGCGCAAAAGAAGACUUGCAGCCAAUGCAAGGGAGAGACGACGAAUGAAUGGGCUGAAUGACGCCUUCGAGAAACUGAGAGAGGUCGUGCCUGCGCUUGGAAAUGAUAGAAAGCUUUCUAAGUUCGAGACUCUGCAGAUGGCACAGACCUACAUCACCGCCUUAGCGGAGCUGCUGAGACGAGCAGAUGCCGAGGCAGCCGCUGUCCGGGCAGAGAGUGCUCGAGAGGUGUGCUAAACUGCUUUCCCGAGGUUGCCGAGCGAGUGCCCGAUGCGCCACAUCAAGAUGAUUGUUACAUUUUUUUGCUUUCGUUUUUUGUGAUGCUCAAGUUGACUGCUACUAUAAAGGCGAGUGACUGAAACCAAUCCGGCACCAUUUUACUAAUCAAUAAAUGUUUGUUUUAUUCAUCGAAACAAACGAGUUACUUAAAAUGAGAACUUAAAAAAUCUUAAUGAGUUUGAAUUACAUUUCAAACGUGACUCAGUGCUUCAAAGUAGUGUGUGUCUGCAACUGCGUGUCACCGGAGUGCAAAGCGUUUGAGGACAGCUGGAGACGAAAUCACUGUUGGUGUGUCCUCAGGAACGAAUAGAAUACUGACACGUGUUAUUAGUCUCUUCAAGUACACAUUUGGAUGUAAUUACCAGUAAGAAGUGUUAUAUUAUAGUAUGGUUUAUAUAAUAUUGUUACUUUAUUAUUUGCGUUCCAGCAAAGAGAAAUGUGUGUGUGUGUAUGUGUGUGUGUGUGUGUGUGUGUGUGUGUGUGUGUGUGUGUGUGUGUGUGUGUGUGUGUGUGUGUGUGUGUGUGUGUGUGUGUGUGUGUGUGUGUCAAGAAGUCUUGCAGCAGUAUUACCCCAAACGGCCUGACAGCCGCAGGCCGCUGUUACCUGGACAGGGGAGGGGAGGUGCCCGGUAGCCGGUGCCUUCCGCCUGGCAUCCAGGCCGCGCCACGCUGCCUUGGCCACUCAAGCCACCGAACUCAAGUCAAUGCAUCACAUUUUGUAUACAUACAGAUUUUUAUGUAGAUACUAAUUCAGUUAAUUAAGAAUCUGUUCGCCUCUUAUUAAUAAUAGUAUUUUGUUAAUUUUUUUGUGUUAGAAUUGUUACUGAGAAUGUUUUAUUGUUGAUAGUGAGGGGCAGGUGAGCCGUCACAGCCGCUGCCAUUGUGAUAUAGAACACGCUAUUUAUUUUCGUUAAAUAUUUUUGUAUAUAUGAAUAACACAGAGAUAUGUAUCACGUCCGGAAAUUACGCCAAAAACUAUUUCUGUUCGUUGAUUUUUAUAUGAAUAUUAAAAUUAUUCUAAAUGUAAAUA